AGCUACCACCCCCUUGGGCACGACAGCUGCUCCAGCUGCUCCUGGUCGGGUCGAGCUUCUGAGCUCCGAACCGCGGCUGCCCCGGGCAGUGGGCGAGCUGAGGUGAUACCAGGACGACCCGCGGGGUGGGCCGACCAGGGAGCCGCCAGGCCGCUGGUGGGGAGUGUGGGUCACCGAGGGACCGGCCACUGGAUCCAGCCAGAGAGGUGCCUCAGCCGAGUCUGAGAGUGAGCCCCUGGCCCAGUCCUCACUGGCCUCACUUCACUAUAAACCAGCCCCAGGGAUGAAGAGGAUGCAACUGUAUGAUCGUUGCAGGUAGCAACCCAGCCCAAAAAUUGUGUCAUGAAAUCCAAGACUUUGACCCAGAUAAUGUGAUAGGAUCUUCCUGUGAUUUGGGGCCAUAUCCUACUUAGAUGAAGUCGGGACUUGCAGCUUUCCCGAGCGCUUGGUACUACAGGCAGGCUUCUUGCUUGCUUGGUAUAGGUUACCAUGCCAUCUCUGCCUCAAGAUGGGGUUAUUCAGGGAUCGUCUCCUCUGGACCUGAGUACUGAAUUAUCUUAUCAAUGCACAAUGAAAAGGAAAGUCAGAAAAAAGAAGAAGAAGGGAAUUAUUACAGCGAAUGUUGCUGGGACAAAGUUUGAAAUUGUUCGUUUAGUAAUAGAUGAGAUGGGAUUUAUAAAGACUCCUGAUGAAGAUGAGACAAGCAAUCUUAUCUGGUGUGAUGCUGCCGUCCAGCAGGAGAGGAUCACAGAACUGCAGAACUACCAGAGAAUCAACCAUUUUCCAGGAAUGGGGGAGAUCUGUAGGAAGGAUUUCUUAGCAAGAAAUAUGACAAAAAUGAUCAAGUCUCGGCCUAUGGAUUACACUUUCGUUCCACGAACCUGGAUUUUCCCUUCUGAAUAUACUCAAUUCCAAAACUAUGUGAAAGAAUUGAAGAAAAAACGGAAGCAGAAAACUUUUAUAAUAAAACCAGCUAAUGGUGCGAUGGGUCAUGGGAUUUCAUUGAUAAGAAAUGGGGAUAAAAUUCCAUCUCAGGAUCAUUUGAUAGUUCAAGAAUACAUUGACAAGCCUUUCCUAAUGGAAGGCUACAAGUUUGAUUUACGGAUUUAUAUUUUGGUUACAUCCUGUGAUCCAUUAAAGAUAUUUCUCUACCAUGAUGGGCUUGUGCGAAUGGGGACUGAGAAGUACAUCCCACCAAAUGAAUCCAACUUGACACAGUUAUACAUGCAUCUGACCAACUACUCCGUGAACAAACACAACGAACGGUUUGAACGCAAUGAAACUGAAGACAAAGGCAGCAAACGUUCAAUCAAGUGGUUUACAGAAUUCCUCCAGGCCAAUCAACAUGAUGUUACUAAGUUCUGGAGUGAUAUUUCAGAGUUGGUGGUAAAGACUCUGAUUGUCGCAGAACCUCAUGUCCUGCAUGCGUACCGGAUGUGCAGACCUGGUCAGCCCCCAGGGAGUGAGAGUGUCUGCUUCGAAGUCCUGGGAUUCGACAUCUUGUUGGAUAGAAAGCUCAAGCCAUGGCUUCUGGAGAUUAAUCGAGCCCCAAGCUUUGGAACUGAUCAGAAAAUAGAUUAUGAUGUUAAAAGAGGGGUUCUGCUGAAUGCACUGAAGCUGCUGAACAUCAGGACCAGCGAUAAAAGGAAAAACUUGGCCAAACAGAAAGCGGAGGCUCAGAGGAGGCUAUAUGGUCAAAACCCAACAAGAAGGCUUUCGCCAGGCUCCUCCGACUGGGAACAGCAGAGGCACCAACUGGAGAGGCGGAAAGAAGAGUUGAAAGAGAGACUCCUUCAAGUACGAAAGCAGGUUUCACGGGAAGAGCAUGAAAACCGACAUAUGGGGAAUUACAGGAGAAUUUAUCCCCCCGAAGAUAAAGCACUGCUUGAGAAGUACGAGGGUUUGCUGGCUGUCGCCUUCCAGACCUUCCUUUCAGGAAGAGCAGCUUCAUUCCAGCGUGAACUGAACAAUCCCCUGAAGAAGAUGCGGGAGGAAGAUCUUCUAGAUCUUCUGGAACAGUGUGAAAUCGAUGAUGAAAAGCUGAUGGGGAAAACCGCCCGGGUCCGAGGACCGAAGCCCCUGUGCUGCAUGCCGGAGUGUGCAGAGGUCAUGAAGAAGCAGCAACAUCACGGUAGCAGCGAAAGCAGCUAUGACAGCAGCAGCAGCAGUAGCAAUUCAGAACUGGAUGAGGACGAGAAAGAGCUGUGUCAGAAGAGACUAGACCAAGUCCCAUAUAGCCUUAAGCACACCAGUCACUGCAAGAUAAUCCAACAAUCCAGUGGAAGUUACAACCUUAUCUACUCAGAGUCACCGGUGUAUCUAACUACUUUAGUUUUCUUGUCUGAAUUUCCAGAUUCCAUGAGGCGUUCAGUCAGCUGCCCUCGGUCCAUCUCUGCUCACAUACCUUCCAAAGGGGAUGUGCGCCCCUUUUCUUGUCAACAAGUGAUACCGUUAGCACGACCAACGUCAGCAUCUCGGUCACAUUCCUUAAAUCGUGCUUCCUCCUACACGAGACACCAGCCUCACAGCAGUGAUGCCAGCUCUACCAACACUCUGGUGAACGAGUCUUUGCGGCAAUUGAAAACCAAAGAGCAGGAAGACGACCUCACCAGUCAGACCUUGUUUGUCCUCAAGGACAUGAGGAUCCGCUUUCCAGGGAAGUCGGAUGCGGAGUCAGAGCUCCUGAUAGAAGACAUCAUGGAUAACUGGAAGCAUUAUAAAACAAAAGUGGCUUCAUAUUGGCUCAUAAAAUUGGACUCUGUAAAACAACGGAAAGUCUUGGACAUAGUAAAAUCAAGUAUUCGUACAGUUCUUCCAAGAAUCUGGAGGGUCCCUGAAGCUGAAGAGCUGAGUUUAUACCGGAUUUUCAACAGGGUAUUUAACCGCUUACUCUGGAGUCAUGGCCAAGGACUGUGGAGCUGUUUCUGUGAUUCAGGAUCCUCUUGGGAGAGCAUCUUCAAUAAGAGCCCGGAGGUGGUGACUCCUCUGCAACUCCAGUGUUGCCAGCGCCUGGUGGAGCUUUGCAAGCAGUGCCUGCUAGUGGUUUACAAAUACACCACGGAAACAAGAGGACCCAUCUCAGGCAUUGGACCCGACUGGGGGAAUUCCAGUGCUGCCACCCCAUCUGGCUUGAACCUGCCCAGGCUUUGUGCAAGCUGCCACAAGUCUCUGUAUUUGCUUCCAGGAAGUACCCAAUUCCUCAUGAGGUCACCACUGUACAACAUGAAAUAUAAUUCAUCCGGAAUGACUCGCUCCAAUGUUUUGUUUACGUCCCGCUAUGGCCGUUUGUGAAACUGAGUGGAAGAUUGCCAUGGGCUAUGCUUAUUAGCAAUUCACUUAUUUCCUCCAGUUGAACCUUAAGGAAGUGACCCUUAUAUGCUGUUUUAUGUAUAUAUGUCAUAUAAGUGUGUGAAGCACAUACACACAUGCACUCAAGUAACAUAUAAAUAUAUAUAUUUAUUAUAUGUAAGAAGAAUUAGCAGAAAACUGAAUAUAAGAUUUAACCUUUCUGGAAAUGUAAUAAACCAUGUUAAAGUUGUUUACACAAAUACGCAAAUGUGUAGAAUUUGCUAGGUUUAUAAUUAAUUACUUCCUACUAGAAAUGUUAUUUUUGCUGCAGAAUUGAUUCUGAAGAUCCCAUCAUGGUGUUAUAAAUUAUUUUCUAGAUAAUAGGGCUUUUGACUUGGGAUUGUAUCUUAUUACUUCUCUCACUAUUAGUAGCUAUUUAACUGGGAAACAUAAGACUUAGACACCUGGGGCUGUCUUGCCCAUAGGAUUAGGCUCAAACGGGUUUGUUGUUACUAUAGCACACAGUAAAGUACUAGAAAAUAUCCCAGCCUGACUCUCCAACAUUUUACUCCCCUAGGUGGGAAUUUAGCUGCUUGUUCCAGUACACAUUUUCAAUAAAGAUCUGGUAAAAUCAUGAAUCGUGCAAAAAUGAGAGGCAAUCCAGUGGGUUAUGAAUAAAAUGUAAGCAUGCUUUGAUUUGACUUUUCAUGGGGAGUCCCAUAGAGAAGCGAGACGACGGCAGUGACAGAAACUUGUCUGUGUGACUUGUGUCACUUUUCUUUGGAAGGUAUAUCUUUGAUAGGCUUAAGUCUCUCAGUGUUGAGGCCAGUUUACCUCGAAAAGUCCAAUAAGAGUAGUUUCUCAUUUCACCUCAGAAAAGAAUCCAAAGAUUCUGAAGAGAAGGCCCUAGUGAGCCCAGGUCGCUGUUCAUUGGUGUAAUCUGGAGGGAGUCUUCCUUCAAAGUUCAGUAUGAAGUUGUCUUCCUGUCCAGAGGCUUCAUGCUUGUGUUUCAGAGCAGCAUGUCCCCCGUUCUCCCUUGUCUUCCCUGCCAUCUGAAAACCAGUGUAUGUUCUCCGUUUUCCAUACAAAUAGAGACAUAUACCCUAUGGAUUUUUGAACUCAGAAAAUACAAUAUUUUAUUUUUGAUUUUACUCAUACAUGUUAAGUUUUUGAAAAACUCAGAAUAUUUGCCACCUUCUCAUAUUUUCUCAUAGUCCCAGUAACUGAAGAAGGGACUCAAAGCUGCAGGAAGUCAUUUGGCCUGGUCUCCUUCAACGCUGGAUGGGUACUGACCCAAAGUUGUAAGAUUUAGCUAUUUCACUUUCAAACCUACCUUUGGAGAGUAUACUUUCACUGUAACAUUCAUCUUUUUUACACACAUUACCAGCAGCUACUUAACCUCUUUAUGCCUGCCUACCCACAUGAAUUCUAGCAGAGACUUUCCUUACUGGAAACAUCCCCCAGAAUUUUGUCUUAUGCUUUUGAAAGAGAAUAAAGCCUUCUGAGAAAGAAGAGUGUGGUACUUAGGAGUCCAUAUCAUGGAUUCUUCAACAUGGCAUAGAGUUCUGAGAAUAAAUGAUGCAAACACUGGAACACUUCAGAACUUUUAUGGAAAUAAUAAACAAAUCAGCCCCCUUUGAGGUUUACUUGUAGCCAUAUUUGUUUUCAAUUCAUAGUAUAAAAAUCACAGAGGAAUAAAAGAAAAAACAUAAAAGUUAUGGAUAUGUCACUUAAAAUGAUUGUUAAAUGAUACCAACUGAGUUAGUUGGCCAUUCACUUUGUUUGUCUUAAAUCACAAAUGAUCAUUUGAUCGGAUAGAGUAUAUACUCUGAAACUUCUAUCAGGUACUAGGAAGGAAUUCUCAUUAAAAAGGGGGGAGAUGUCCACACUGGAGUUCUCACCCUAGAAACACACAUUAAAGCUAAGAGUAAAUGUAACAACAUAAAACUGCCAAGCGUUUGUGAAAGACCCGUAUUCCCUUAUCUAUCCAUGCAAGGCCUUAUUUUGAGCACUAGAAUUUUAUUGCCUGCAUUUUCCUGUUGGAACAAGUUGGGUAGAAUGAAGUGGUGGAGAAAGCCAUGUGCUCAUUAUUUAUGUCAUUACUGGGGGUGCUGUGGACCAUGGUUGUCAUAGCACCAUCCCCUAAUGAGUGGUCACGAUAAGACAGGAUAAUGAGCCGCGGAAGUCUCAGGAGGCCACAGACAGGUAUUAGGGGUAUAAAAUAUUCCUUAGAUUUUGUUAUUAAUUUCUUGUGCAUAUGCUUAAAACACAUCUGCAGUAGAGACAGUGCAAAUCUCUCUCUAAUGGAAGAGAAAGAAAACUCCAGGGUUUUUUCUUAGAAUGGAUUUUGGUUCACCUGCAAGGAAGGGGAUGAGUAUAGACUUGCAGUAUAGACUGCUGUUUGGUUCAUCGCCGGGUUGGAAUGCUUCCCCAAACUAAAAUACGGAUAGUUCCCCAAUUGUCUAUGUAGUAACUUGUUUGGUUUUUUUUUUUGUCCUCACCUGCAAACAGAAUCUCAAGGUACAGUUUAGUUUUCACUUGAGUAAGCCAGCCUUGAAGGUUUGAAUCUGUUAAAAGACCUUGCUGCAAUAUAAACAUUAAGUUGGAUAUGGAGCACAGGGUGAAGCAGCCUUGCUGUCUGUAAGAUGCAACGGUGUGCCUAAAUUAGAUUGAAGAUUUUGUUACUCGUCUCGAAAGUUCAAACCAAACCAAAACCAAAACCUUUUCUUUCACCUAAUAUUUAUGCAGACAUAGAGAACAAGUGCUUCCCAGGUAUCAGGAAGGUGAUUUCCUUCAAAUUAUCUCAUUAGCUUGAAAAGUAGAUCAGGGUGGGAUCAUGCUGAUGUGAAAUCUUAGAUAUUUGAAUAGGAAUUCAGUGCUUUCUUCCUUAACAUGUCAAUGUUAUUCUGUGUAAACAUUAUCUUCAAACUUAAACAUAUGCAACACACACUAUUCAAAAAUACCAAAAAAGAUAGCUGCAUACAUGUCACUACUCAAUCUUCUAUAAAGCACUUAUUCAUUCUUAAAUAUAUAUUCUUUUAAAAAUAGUAAAUACCUCAAAAGUGACAGAAAAUUCCUUCCUUCUCUAUUUAGCAAUUACUAGUUUACAUUCUGAAAUCUCAUAUACUUGGUUCUAAGCAUUAAAUAACAAUAAAAAUAUAACUAUACAAUUAACGUUCUUGUGACCUGGUGGUUUUUGGACGUUUACUUUUCUCUUUAAAUUGAGAGCUUUGAGUGAAAGGGCCGUCUUAUCUACUUAUUAAUUGCUAGAUAUUUAAUUGUUUUGAACUAAUGUUGGCUUGUAAUGAAAAUGAAAUGAAAAACGUAGAAAUAUAUUCAUAAAGCAAAUGAUUCUUCACACUGCUUUCUCUCUUUCCUGUUCUUUAAAUUCACUUUGAAGCUUUAGCUGUGCAUGGACAAGGUAAAGAAAGAAAUAUUGCCUUUUAAACUGGUCUUCCUUGAAUUUUUAUAGUGGUGUGUUUUUACCCCAGCAAGAAUAACACUUUGAUGAAAUGUUGGGUCAGUUCAGUUUGCCGAGAACUUUAGGAACAAGGUUGAAGCCCGUGUGCCCCAAGCACACACAGUGUCCAUCCAUGUGAGGUGCGAUGCACUUUAACGGUCUUGUGACAGAAACUGAUGUGUUGAAAUGGCACCUGUUGAGAUUGCUUCUAUUUCUGAGGGUCUGCCAUGCAGUAGAAUGUGUUGGAAGAAAUUUACUCAGGUAAUCCAUUGUGAUCUUAAGAGGGAUGUGUCAGCUAGGAAGAUCUGUAUAGAACUUCUGCUUUAUCACCACUUAUGAACUGGAAAGCUCCUGCUUUGACAAACACAUCACUCAACAGACUAAGGACUCGUAAAUUAGUAAGAAGGCUUGCCUUUGAAAAGUGGUCAGAUAAUUAUUCUAUUUCUUUCAAAGGCUACUAGUCAUUUUUGGUCCAUGAGUUCGUAUAGCAACUACUCUACAUGCUAAAGCAUCUGAAUUUUAAUGGAGACUAAAUUUGAGGGUGAAAGAAUACAUUUGCUAACACGAAUCAUGGGCCAAAUUAUCCCUGUCUGCUUUGCUCCCUGUAUGUGAAUGCAAAUGUUACAAAGAUCCGCUUGAAAUGUCAACAAAGUGUGCAGUUGGCAUUGCCAUGGCAUGCCCUACCAUGUGACACCUGUAUGGUGAACCUACUUCAAUUACUAUAAUAAAAAUGUCAACACAAGAAA
Molecule: messenger RNA, 7494 nt
Organism: Mastomys coucha (southern multimammate mouse)
Lineage: Eukaryota; Metazoa; Chordata; Mammalia; Rodentia; Muridae
Gene: Ttll7
Product: tubulin tyrosine ligase like 7
Exons: 24
Coding region: 490-3291 (933 amino acids)
Biological process (GO): microtubule cytoskeleton organization; protein polyglutamylation
Cellular component (GO): cilium
Molecular function (GO): tubulin-glutamic acid ligase activity; tubulin binding
Source: RefSeq, a predicted model, not a curated record